UCUUGCAGCGGCUGGCGUUUUGCUGCCCCGUUUUCUCGGCCAGUCCGCACCAUGGGAUUCGUGGACCCAAAGCCGUGGCUGCUUAUGGCCCCUGCUCUUUGCCUGAUUGUGCCGGUCUGUUGUCCUCCAUCUCCCACCUUGGUUCUGUAGCAGGUGCUUUCUUUCAGGGCAGCAGGGUUAACCCUAACAUGCCAUGGGAAUGGGAGGUGAUUAGCACCUGGAUGCUGCAGGAUUGUGGUUUCUAGAGCAUUUCCCGAUGUCUCUGGGCGAGCACUCAUUGCUGUAACACAGACUGGUAACGUGGCGAAGUGCAGCACUGCUGAAUGCCGACCAUCUCGCGCUAAUGGCCCUCGCCCCUGAAUAGAAGGGACUUCCGGGGUGAGAGAGGAGUGUGCAUGUCUUGGCUGACUUAGUUGUCGGCCUGUCUGCUGAGAAAGCCAGCCUCAGCCAGUGAACCCCAGCGGUGCUGGUAGUUAUUGUGAUGUGAAUAUAACUGAGAACAGAACGUAUCGCAGAGGCCGCUAGACGGGCCCCUUUAUGCCAGGCAACUGGACUGAAAACGAUGGGGAGAAAGCAAGCUCCUCUCACCCUUGCAGGGGAUGGGGCUGCACAGUGAAAAAGUCAUGUGGUGAUCUUUGACUCAUUUAACAAAAGGAAUCAAGUCAUAUACAACGCCCCACAAUUCCUGUUGCCAACACGAUCAACUGUAAUGCUGUAUGUACUGCCAGAGAGUUUAUGACAGGUUCUACCACCUAUACCAGUGCAGAACUCCACCACUGCACACCUGUAGUCCAUGAGCAGGAACAACAACUGUAGUCAAGCCCCUCCACACCACUCCCAGUGAGUGAGGUUCCCAGCAGCAUCAUACAGUGGCAGUGUCUGAUGCCAUGGAAAGCUUUAUGGCACCGCUAAGCACCCUCAGCGGGCUGGGGCUUCAUCACGGCAAGAAUAAGCUGCUACGCAGCAAGACAAGCGGACCCUCGCGGCGCAAGCGGGAGUUCAUGCCCGACGAGAAGAAGGACACUAUGUACUGGGAGAAGAGACGCAAGAACAACGAGGCGGCCAAACGCUCCCGGGAAAAGAGACGACUCAAUGACUUUGCCAUGGAGAGCCAGUUGUCGGCUCUCAGUGAAGAGAACGCCCUCCUCAGGGCCGAGUUGUUGGCCUUGAAGCUGCACUUCGGUCUCAUCAACCCGGAUGUCUACGCCCACCAGGUCGGCUCCAUCCAGGAUUUCCUGGGGAUUUAUGUCAGAGGGCACAAAGCAGCCGCCCCUUUCCUUGAGGUGGAGCCCCUGACCCGGGACGGCUGCUUUAGGACAAACGGCGUUGUAACCCGCAUGGUGGAACCCACUGAGUUUACUUACAAAGGCCUCUCCCCACCCAGAAAUCUCCAGAGUUCUGACCCAAAGCAGACCCUACUGGGCACCCAGUAUGAUCUGAACCCUCACCAGCCAGAGAGGCUCGAAUCAGCCUUCAAAUCCACCCUCUGCCCCUCUUACCUCAAUUACCACUUUCUGGAGAAAUACACUUGCCGGUUCCCUUUGCUGGGCAAUGCCCGUUUCUUGGCCACUUCACCCAGCAUGGCUGAGGCAGGGCAGCCAGGUGCCAAAAGCACCUUAGAUGAAGAUGAUGAGCAACAAGUGCCCAAAAUAUCCCCUCUCCCCCGUGGCAGCCAGCUGUGCCCUGCAGAGGACCCUUCCAGGGGCCGGAGCUAUUCUGCCCUGCCUCACAAACUCAGAAUUAAGACUAAAGCCCUCAGCAGCUGGGAGGAGAGCGGCUCCGACUCCCGUUGAGAUUGCAGAGGAGACUCCCCUCCUCUAUGGGCUGGGAAGGAGGGAGCGAGUGGGGGAUAAUUAUUUUAUGCACUGAAGAGGGAAAGUAAUUUGUUUUGUGUUGAAUAUGUGAGAUAUGGGUGCGAGCAAGGCCUGAUGGAGGCUGGUAUUUGUCUGGUGUGGUAGUACUUCCCCCAAAACUCCACACGCCGUGUUCCAGUGAGACCCACAGAAUCGCUCUGUGUACGACAGGGUGCAUAGGGUUUCACUUUGUUGUUUUGCUCACGCCUGGAGCCGAAAGGCAGGGUCUGGGGUAGGCGGGGGAGGGGAGGACUGAGGAUGGGGAAGGCUGAGGUUACGGGCAUGGUGAGCAGCGCUUGAUCCUCCAACAGCACUACACCCCUACUACAGUUGCUCGGUGUGGCAGCCAUUUUCCCUCCUCUUGCUUUGUGGCCACUUUCUUCCCCACAGGAUGGGGCUAUUAAAGCUUUAUUCAUGUUUCCUGUUUGAAACAGCAAAUGAACAGAGACAGCGUCAACGAUGCCAACCUCAGCAUGCCUGGUGCAGGCUCAGGACACAUGUGGGUGUUGGAAAGAGGUAGCGGACUAUCUAAGACGCAUGCUAUUCAAUCACGUUUCAUCUGUAGUCCCAUUAUCCUUGCAGUCCUCUAACCAGUGGGACUAUUUGUGUGUGCGAGAAUGGGAACUGGGAUCACAAACCAGUUGGGUGAGAAGAAACCAGUUGGAUGGUUUGUAUUGAACAGAUUCAAUUAUCCUUUAAGCCAUUCCGUAAUGGCUCAGACUCUGUCUUACCUUGAAUACCUUCAGUGCUAGUGAUUCCAGAGCUCCCCAUUCUAGUCACAUUAGAACAUGCUUCUGCUGUAAUUUGCAGAGCAGUUACCCAGUUUCUGAGCUUAGUUACUCUGGAAGUAAAUGUGGAAUCACAUCGGAAAGCUGGCUUGCCCAGUGGAUUUAAACAGGGGUAAAACAAGAGCAGCGCUGAGCCAGUAUUUCACGGGAUCAUCAAAUCUCCGAGACUGAAUAUGUCCAGUAAUUAUCUUAACCAGCAUGGGUAUAUAAUAGAAAAGACAACAUUUCAUUUUUCUUUACAUCAUUUUUUUGGGAGGGAGCAAAAAAAAAUUUUUUUUAAUUUGUAAUUGAGAAUUCUAUCACACAAUAUUUGUGUUUUGUUCAUCAUUUAAUCUCUUUUGUAAAUAAAAUUUUUUUGAAAAAAGCCUUUUUUAAAAUUGUGCCAUAAAUAAAAAAAAAAAUCCCACGAUGUGACUAAGUGGACCAAAAACAUUUCUCAUUUGAACCUAUCUUAUUCUGAAAAUGGUACCGAAGCCAAAAUCCCCCCGAGCAACGGCACAUCAGGUUUCGUGGCCAGCGAUACACGAGGGAGUGAUAUGGCCUGCACCACAUCUGACCAAGCUGGAGGUGACGUUUGAGCAGGAGAGCAAGUGAGGCUGAAACUAACAACUUAUAUGAUGGCGAGUGAGAGUCUGAAUAACCCAGCCACUGCAGCUCCUGGAAAGGGCUACAUGAAAAUGUGAAUUAAAAAUUUCACCAAAAAUAUCAAUAACAUGAGAAAUAUAUAACAGAUUUAAAUUCCCCCCCCUUUUUUUGGGGGGACCAGCGUUAAAUGAAAAUUAAAAAUCUGGACUGGGAUCAUCAAAGCUACCUCAGGGAUUUGGCCCCCCACGUGGCAACAAUAAUGGUGGCAACAGAAGAUGGCUGCUGUGGCACUGUUAUGGAACAACUAGGGCUGGUUGAAAUUUUUCUUUUGCAGUAGAAAAUGGGGUUUUCAGCUACAUGAUUUUUUUUAAUGAAACUUUUCCUGUAGAAAAUUUCAGUUUUCCAUUGAAAAAAACCAUACGCACAAAAAAUGAAAUAUUUCAAUUUGGCAACAAUGCUGCAGUUCCUCAUGAGAAUCAAGUGUCGGGGGGUAGCCAUUCUAGUCUGGAUCUGUAAAAGCGGCAAAGAGUCCAGUGGCACCUCAUAGACUAACAGACGUAUUGGAGCAUAAGCUUUCGUGGGUGACUAUCCACUUCAUCGGAUGCAUAAUACAUGCAUCUGACGAAGUGGGUAUUCACCCACGAAAGCUUAUGCUCCAAUACGUCUCAUGAGAGUGAUAGUUUGGUUUCCUCAUGCCCCUAUUCUCCUCGGUGAGCUGGGUUCCCCAGCCAGACUACAUCUCCCAGGAUGCACCCUGACCAUAGACUCCCAUGACGUACGGCCGCCCUUCUCCUAGAAGGGAGAUCCUGGUACAUCAUGGGAAAUGUAACUCACCCAGGGUAACUCACCUCAAGAUUCUGCACCUGGCACAUUUUGGGGCACUCUGGAAGAGCGAAAGAUAAUAGUAUUAGUGGCUUUGGCCCUUUGGGUCUGUUCCUGGACAGAAAGUGGCAGUGCAAAGGCCCUGCAAAUAUGGAACAAAACAACUUCUUGGAUGGAGCAGGCUCUCUGAACAGGAAAAGGCCAUGCAGAAUAGCCUGUUCCUGCUCCUUUAGAGAGUUGCCAGAGAGGGGUGUACAGUGUUUAUGUAGUAGCUGCUCUGUUGGCCAACAGCAGGGACUGAAUUGAGAAUCUCCAGAGCUGAAACCCUGAGUUUCUACAGCUUAAACUAAGGAGCCAGGAUCACUAGGGGAGAACUGGAAUAGACCCACAUUCUCUGUGGAUCCGGCAGCCAGUGGGACACACUGGCCAGUGAGUUACACUUACAUUAACUGAGCACAGAGAAAGGAAAGACUUGUUUCUGAGCAAUAGCUGGGGAAAGUGUUUCAUGACAGAAGUUUGUGAUUUGAGCGAGCAGUGUCCAAAGCUAGCGGCCUUGUGGCAUCCCUUCUGUCUCAGGGACAGAGCUGCUCAAAUUAUUCACUGUGAAUAAGUUAUCUGAUGACUGUAGCCCUUUUCUGUUCAUGAACUAAGCCUGAUUUCUAAACCUCCUGGUGCUCCUGCGGGAGUAGGUCCCCCAGCAUCAGGCAGUGGCUAAUAGCUGCAACUGAGCCCUUGGAAUCAAACACAGCCAAAAUAAUUCUAACAUGUUCUCUCUUGUCAUGUUUCAAGGGCAUACGCAGGUCAUCACCAUCUCUGGGAGAAUGCGCCCCACAAUGGUAUAGCACAAUUAGGUGCUUAUGGGUGUGGCUGGGUUUCUGCAAAGCACUUGGUUCUGGUCACUGUUGGAAGCAGGAUACUAAGUGGAAGGGCCAUCCAGCUGUUCCUACAGUAUGUGACUUUGUGCUGUGUUCACUGAACCCCAAAGCAGAGGCUCCCACUUGCACAGGUUCACAAACACAGCAGAGGAAAAACUGUGUUGAAAUGGAGAGGUAACUACAGGACACUAGACCCAAGGGCACAGUGGCAUCUCUACGCUGGUCAAUCAUAGCACUCCUGGAAGAAUCUUCUUGGUGGAGAUGGGCCUUAAUUCAGAGUUUUAUCUCUAAGUAGUGGCAGGGAAAUUACAUGGUACUAUAAACAGACAUGGCAAUUGCACCUGGAGAUGCUUGGUGCCACUGCACAAUGAUCUGUAAAGAAGCUAGAGGUGGAAAAGACUCGUUAGGUCUUCAAGUCCAUCCCUGUUAGCCCAGAAUUGUCCACUCCAAUGUAUUCUUGAGUAUAGUGUACAGACUUUAAAUGUUCCAGGUGAUGGGGUUCCCCUCCCUUCCCUUGGGAGACUAUUCUGCCAUCUAACAGAUGUUGCCAUUAGGAAAUGUGUGCUGAUUUCCAACCCUAAAUUUUCCCCAGCUUAAUUUCAUCUUGUAGUACCUGGCUAGAUCCUAUGGCUGAGCUCAAAGAAUUCCUUUCCCUCUGUAGUAGGUACAUGCUUCAAAUACUGUACAUAGUUAUCAGGGUCUUUCCUUAGCCAUUCCUUAGAUAAGUCAUACACACUUAGUUAUGUUCAACUUUCAUCCUUCCCUAACACCCUUAAAUCAUUGUCGCUCUUCUAUGAGUUUGUUCAAGAUCUAUCUAUUCCAUGCUCUGAGCACCUCAGUUAAGGAGCUGCAUAAUGUCUGUCUCCAAACUUAAAGUCAGAUAUGAGCUCAAGCCACGAAUUAUGGUUCUAGUUCCAGAUCUAGAUUUGGAAGUUCAGGGGAUAUCUGGCCCGGGGUUCUGAUUCUGACUGUUUUAAAAACAGAAGGAGGCCAUUCACAAAAUGUGGAUCUGGCUCAAGAGUUAGAUUUCAAACACCCCCUAACAACUGGGAGCGUGCACCCAGGAUUUGUUUCCUUGGUUUAGCCUCAUACCCCUUCCCCACCUCCCCAUUAGUAGGGUGCCAGCAACACACAAUGUGUUUUACCUUACUACUCAAUUAACAGAGCCCUGCAGAAUAUGUUGUGAUAGUAGCAAAUACACACUGGGCUGAUGCAAAGUGUUAGCCAAAGAUGCUUCUUGGCUGUAUCUUGCUGCAAAAUCUGUAUCUAACUUUUGAGCAUUACCCCCCCUGGCUUCCCUUCUAUUUUUGUUCUUUAUCUGUCACAUUGAUGUUUUCAUUUAAGUCGCAGGCUUUUCAGGUCACAUACUGUAUCUGGGUUAUUUGUCUAGAAUGCACCUAGAACUCUCUGGGUGCUGCAUACAUAAAUGACAAGACAAUGUAAAAGGACAAGGAAAGCCACCUGACUACAGAAAUAAUAGUCCCCAUCUCCUCCUGAAGUUCAUUUGGGAAAGAAUGCCCUUAAUGUGAAGAGAACCACUGUAUUUAUGAAGAUCUGCACUCCGUAUUGUAGAGCUGGGUCCAGAUGUUGUGCCUAAUAAAAUCUUCAUUCUUGCCA
Messenger RNA from Dermochelys coriacea (leatherback sea turtle), 6540 nucleotides. RefSeq names its product NFIL3 like basic leucine zipper (gene NFILZ). The coding region runs from base 888 to 1793 and encodes 301 amino acids. Gene Ontology annotation, biological process: circadian rhythm; regulation of DNA-templated transcription; DNA-templated transcription. The transcript has 4 exons. NCBI's taxonomy places the organism in Eukaryota, Metazoa, Chordata, Testudines, Dermochelyidae. Gene Ontology annotation, cellular component: nucleus. Gene Ontology annotation, molecular function: DNA binding; DNA-binding transcription factor activity. The record is from RefSeq and is a predicted model, not a curated record.